UUUUCAGAAAUGGAUAAUUCAUUUUCACAACGGAAGAGACAAAUGAUUACAAAAUCUGGAAUUGGUUUUCUUCUACAGCAUAUGAGAGGAUCAACUCAUGAAACAAAUUCAACUGAUGAUGAAAGCGAAGGAGAACCUAGCAGUCCAAAACGAGAUAAGAUAGAUCAAGAAUUAAAUAUAGAUCUAAUAAAGAACGAGGAUAUUUUACAAGAAAAUGCUGAAAAUCAAGUUGUCAUCCCCAAAUUAUCCAAAAUAUCUGAAGAUCUUUCACUACCGUCAGACGAAAAUUUUUAUUCUAAUUUGAAGCCUUUUCAAGAAAUUUCUGAUUGCUUCAAGGAAGGAACAACGCCUAAUUUUGAUGCUCAUAUUCGUCGUUUUAUUGGUGAAAAUAAUUAUGUACGGAGUUGCAAAUGGUAUUUUUUGAAUCUUCAUGCGUCUCAUAAACUAGCAUUUGGCGGGUUGAUUUAUGACUUGAACUGGCAUCCAGCACUAAAUAUUUUUGCUACUACAAAUAAGGGUUCUCCUAUUCAUUGUUGGAGUGCUUCAGUUGAUGGAACAAGGUUAUUCUCUUCAUUUCGAGGGAUUAAUGACAAGGAUGAAUUAGAAUCUGCUCAUUCUCUCUGUUUUUCUGUUGAUGGUCAACACCUUUUUGCUGGUUUCAAAAAUUGUGUGCGCAUUUUUAACUUUGAAAAACCUGGACGACAAAUUAAUGAAAUUAAAACAUAUCCAAUGUGCCCAACUUUUGAUGGCGUUUUUGCAGUUGCUUCUUAUUCCGGAACUUGUAAUUUUUACAAUUUUUUGGUGACUUCUUUUCUCUCUUUAGUAGGGCUUUAUUCUACACAAACAAAUGCUUGCGAUUCACUUAUUGGAUCUAAUGAUGGAUCGACACCAAUGACUCAUUUGCAAUAUUCAUCCUGUGGAAAUUUAUUAUUUGCUGGACGUAGAAAGAGUCCUUUUAUUCAAUGUUACGAUGUUCGCUUACCAACUAAGUUACUUUACAAUUUUCAACGUGAAUCAAUAACAAACCAGCGCAUUUAUUUUCAAUUAGAUUUUAAUGAUCAUUACCUUUACAGUGGAAGUAGUGCUGGCGAUUUGCUUAUUUAUGAUUUAAAAAAGUGUAAUAAAGGAUUAAACCAGCAAGAGCUUAAAACGGAAUUUGUGGAGCCUGCUCAUAAAAUUAAAUGUUCCGAGGCGGCUGUCACAGGAUUAAGGUUCGAAACAAUUAUUUCUUUUAUUAUUUUAUCAUUUUAUUUAUUCAAUGUUAAAAUAUUUUUGUGA
This is a messenger RNA of Meloidogyne enterolobii, 1278 nucleotides long. NCBI's taxonomy places the organism in Eukaryota, Metazoa, Nematoda, Chromadorea, Rhabditida, Meloidogynidae. The record is from the annotation of a GenBank genome assembly.